GUCAUUUGAAAUAUGGGCCAUUAUCUUCUACUUAUUUUUAAUAUUUACUUUUUUUAUUUGAAAUAUGGGUUUUUUUUAUUUUCGUAAUUAAGGCAACGCGAAUCCUCUCUGCCCCUUGACUCGUCCAAACGAGGAACCGUAACUGCCACCCCUCAAUCCCCCCUCGCCUUCCCGCCCUUCGCGCUCAGACGCCAAACCCAAAAUUAACCCCAUCAGGUCAUUCCCAUUGAUUUCUCACCACGCCCUUGCAUCUCCAUCUUCUGCUCUGUUAUUUCUUCUUCCACCUGCCGCCCCCCAGCGGGCUUUAAACUGGCUGAGGGGAUGCGAUUGCCCUCCUUUUCAUCCUCCUGAUCCAUUUUCUCCCACCCACCUCUCCGGUGGAGCAACGAUUCAAGAAAGAAAGCAGAGCAAAGGAGAAGCCAUUGUUGAUCGUACCUUUUUCCUUGGGAAGUGGAUUGAAAGAUCGGGAGAUGAAGCUAUUUGUCGAGGCGCGGAGAUGCAGCAUUCUGGCGCCGAAGCGAGCCUGACACGCCUGUCCCACUUGCUCCGCAGGGUAAGCUCUUCUCUAUUGGCUUCCGCGUGAAUCACAACACAUUUGGGCCAGAUCUCAACACCAACAAUGGUUCGAUGAUUAGGUCAAGAGAAUAGACGGAGACAGAGAUAGGCUGAGCGAGCAGGGGACGGAUAGAGGGCGUGGAUCAUCGAAAUGAUGGGGACAGGAACUAAGAUGAAGGGUCUCCUCAAGGGCCUUCGCUACAUCUCCCAGAUCUUCGACGCCAAGGAAGAGGAGAUGCAGAUCGGCUACCCCACCGACGUAAAACACGUGGCGCACAUUGGUUGGGACGGCCCCUCCGUCGGCUCCCCCAGCUGGAUGAACGACUUCGGAUCCGCCCAGCAGCCCGCCAAUGAAGAUGACGCUGCUGCCGCGGCCGGGCAACCCAAGCAGCCCACCUCAGGCGGCGGAUCCUCCCGAGACUCGGCGCUGCCACGACCCUCGCGGCGAAUGGACUCCCCGGGACGCGACGGCUCGACCUCCAACCGGCACUCGCGCCGCAACAAGUCGUCCGGCGGAUCCGACAGCCCGUCGCGGGAGCCCGUCGAGGGGGGGUCCAAGCACGGGAGGAAGCACCGCAGCACCGCCGGCGUCGUGGGUGACGAGCAGCCGUCGCCCGACGUGCCUGCCGUCCCCAAGCAGCCGCACCGCCGCAAGACCAAGGGAUCUUCCUCGGCCAGCGGGGUGUCGACGAGGUCGUCGUCGAAGUUGAAGGCCGCGACCGCGUCGCAGUCGGAGUCCGGAGCUGAAGACGGGAAACCCAAUCCGCAAUCGUCCUCCCCACCCACGGUAGGAGAAGAGGAAGAGGAAGGAAAAGAAAAGGAAGGGCUUUGA
Molecule: messenger RNA, 1387 nt
Organism: Musa acuminata subsp. malaccensis (wild Malaysian banana)
Lineage: Eukaryota; Viridiplantae; Streptophyta; Magnoliopsida; Zingiberales; Musaceae
Source: RefSeq, a predicted model, not a curated record